This is a messenger RNA of Colletotrichum karsti, 885 nucleotides long. Its product is annotated as CFEM domain-containing protein. The coding region runs from base 1 to 885 and encodes 294 amino acids. NCBI's taxonomy places the organism in Eukaryota, Fungi, Ascomycota, Sordariomycetes, Glomerellales, Glomerellaceae. The transcript is spliced from 6 exons. The record is from RefSeq and is a predicted model, not a curated record.
AUGCUCCUGCCCACGCUCUCCAUGAUACUUCGAAUGGCAGUAAAGGCCGCGGGUCUCUCGCGGUGGGGGGCUGAUGAUACCACAAUCGUACUUGCAUACUGUGUCACGCUCGGGUUUAUCUCUGCGGAUAUGCUUUGGGAGUCUUACGGGCUCGGAAAAGAUUUAUGGACACUGAGCUCGGAUCAAAUCACGUCUUUCUUCCAGGACUUUUACAUCUUGCAGUGUCUUUACAAUUGCGUAAUUACGCUUGUCAAAACCUCGAUUUUGUUCAUGUUCUUACGAAUAUUUCCCGACCAAAAGUUUCGGCUCGUUGUCUGGGCGACACAGAUUUUCAACCUCACCGUCGGCGUCAUCUUCUUACUCAUCAGCCUCUUCCAAUGCCGCCCUAUAAAUCUGGCGUGGAGGUUCUGGACGGGCGAGAAUGACGGCCAGUGCAUCAGUAUAGGUCAUGUGGGCAUGGUGCAAGGAACCAUUUAUGUCCUCAUGGAUGUGUGGAUGCUCAUCCUUCCUGCUACCCAGGUAUGGGGCUUGAAUAUGAAGCGGCGAAAGAAGUUCGCUGUGAUGUUCAUGUUCAGCCUAGGUCUUUUCUUGACAGUAGUGAGUAUCAUUCGCAUUGUAACUAUCAAAGACCUCUCAAAGUACCCGCUCAACCCAACAGUUGCCAUCAUCCCAGCUGGGAUAUGGACCAACAUUGAGGUUUACGUAGCGGUAUUCACAGCCAACAUACCGAACAUCCGACAAUUCAUCUGGGGAUUCAUCAUAAGACGGUCGGAGAAGGAGGGAAUAACGGAAACAGAACCGGAAGCGUCUCACGAGAAAUCACCCCGACGCCCACCUAAAACUCUCACGAUGGAGUUGAACGAAACCAUGGAUCAAACUCCAUGA